AUGAAUCGGGACGGCUCUCCCGACGAAGACAUCGUCGACGCUGGGUCGGUGACGACCGCUCGCGAUCGCGCCAAUGCGACGAGCAGCCACGAGUACAACCCGUGCGGCGCCAGGUGGCAAACCCUUUUCGAUCCCCGGGACAACGUGGUUAUCUUCCUGCGGGCACACGGUUUCGUCAUGGUGAUGCGUGCACGAUUAGUCCCUCGCCAUUUGGUGGACAUCCUCAACCAACGGAGCGACCUGAAGAAGUCGUCACUAUGUGCACCGGCCAAGCGAAGUCAACACGCGUGGCAGGUGUUGCCGCCGCCCAAUCAACUAACCCCAGUGGAUGACGUCAACAUGGGCGACGACGACGGUUAUGCUCUACGAAAGCGGAGCGACGUGCUUUCAUGCUUGAAGUACCACAAAACGUACAUGGGUCCUUUCUCCAAGUGGCGUGUUGCCUUGUUCGACAAAAACAAAGACCACAAAGCUGUCACGGAAGAAUAA
Messenger RNA from Aphanomyces invadans, 489 nucleotides. RefSeq lists its product as hypothetical. The record is from RefSeq and is a predicted model, not a curated record. NCBI's taxonomy places the organism in Eukaryota, Oomycota, Saprolegniomycetes, Saprolegniales, Verrucalvaceae. The transcript has 3 exons. The coding region runs from base 1 to 489 and encodes 162 amino acids.